CCCCCAGUGCCGCCGCAUCAGAGCUAGCGAGCGGACGGCCGUCCAGGCGUUCCUUACCGAGACGCCUGGUCUUUUACUUAUUGACGGUGUGCGGGAAACAUUUUACCGCCCUGUGACUGUGCUGAGGAGUUUUAUCAACAACCUGCAACCAUGGAUCAAGCCGCCAAACAGUUCAGCUUUUACUACAUCGACGAUCAGUUGAUGAAGGCGAUGGCCCGUUACCCUCCGCCGCGGCUGUCGCCGCCGGAGCUACCGUCGCCCAGCGGGAGCAGCAGCGAACUCACCGUCAGCACGUCGCCGUCCUCUCAGCGCAGCGGCUCGUCAGCUGGCCAGCCCGGGCAGACGGCGCUGCCCGCGGCCGGCUCGGUGGGACCGCCGGCCGGAAUGACUCCCGUCACACUGCUGCACGCCGCCGGCAGCAGCGCCCCAUCCGCGGUAGCGCCGACCGCACCGGCCCUCCUGGCCGACAUGCCCAUCUUCUCGGCCCCGCGGCGGCCGAACCUGGGCCGGGAGGGCCGCAGCAUCCAGCUGCGAGCCAACCACUUCCAGAUCAGCAUGCCGCGCGGCUUCGUCAACCACUACGUCAUCGGCAUCCAGCCCGACAAGUGUCCCAGGAAGGUCAACAGGGACAUCAUCGAGACGAUGGUGACAUCGUACGCCAAGAUCUUCAGUACGAUGAAGCCCGUGUUUGACGGCCGCAGCAACAUGUACACGCGCGACCCUCUCCCCAUCGGCAAGGACAAGAUGGACCUGGAGGUGACGCUGCCGGGCGAGGCCAAGGACCGCGUGUUCCACGUGUCGAUCCGGUGGGAGGCGCAGGUGUCCCUGUACGAGCUGGAGGAGGCGCUGGAGGGACGGCAGCGUGCCAUCCCCACGGACGCCGUCCAGGCGCUGGACGUGGUGAUGCGUCACCUGCCGUCCAUGAAGUACACGCCGGUGGGCCGGUCGUUCUUCUCGGCGCCCGAGGGCUACUACCACCCGCUGGGCGGCGGCCGGGAGGUGUGGUUCGGCUUCCAUCAGUCGGUCCGGCCCAGCCAGUGGAAAAUGAUGCUCAACAUCGAUGUGUCUGCCACGGCCUUCUACAAGUCCCAGGCGGUGGUGGACUUUAUGUGCGAGGUUCUCGACAUCCGCGAGGUCAGCGAACAGCGGAAGCCGCUCACUGACUCUCAGCGCGUCAAGUUCACCAAGGAGAUCCGCGGCCUGAAGAUCGAGAUCACGCACUGCGGCUCGAUGCGGCGCAAGUACCGCGUGUGCAACGUCACCCGCCGGCCGGCGCAGAUGCAGUCGUUCCCUCUGCAGCUGGAGAAUGGUCAGACGGUGGAGUGCACGGUGGCCAAGUACUUCCUGGACAAGUACCGGAUGAAGCUGCGCUUCCCGCACCUGCCCUGUCUGCAGGUCGGCCAGGAGCACAAACACACCUACCUGCCGCUGGAGGUGUGCACCAUCGUGGCCGGCCAGCGCUGCAUCAAGAAGCUGACCGACAUGCAGACCUCGACCAUGAUCAAGGCGACGGCGCGCUCGGCGCCCGACCGCGAGCGCGAGAUCAACACGCUUAUCAGGAAGGUGUGGGCCGACUUCAACACGGACCCGUACGUCCAGGAGUUCGGGCUCAACAUCGAGCAGAAGAUGAUGGACGUGCGCGGCCGGGUGCUGCCGCCGCCGAGACUCCAGUAUGGCGGACGGACUAAGCAGCAGGCGGUGCCGAACGCCGGCGUCUGGGACAUGCGCGGCAAGCAGUUCUACAGCGGCGUCGAGAUCCGCGUCUGGGCCAUCGCCUGUUUCGCGCCUCAGCGGACCGUGAGCGAGAACGCGCUGCGGAACUUCACCCAGCAGCUCCAGAAGAUCUCCACCGACGCCGGCAUGCCCAUCAUCGGACAGCCGUGUUUCUGCAAGUAUGCCACGGGUCCUGAUCAGGUGCAGCCCAUGUUUGGCUACCUCAAGACCAACUUCCAGGGCCUGCAGCUGGUGGUGGUGGUGCUGCCCGGCAAGACGCCCGUCUACGCCGAGGUGAAGAGAGUGGGCGACACGGUGCUUGGACUGGCCACGCAGUGUGUGCAGGCCAAGAACGUCAACAAGACGUCGCCGCAGACGCUCUCCAACCUCUGCCUCAAGAUCAACGUCAAGCUGGGAGGCGUCAACAGCAUCCUGGUGCCCAGCAUCCGACCCAAGGUGUUCAAUGAGCCGGUGAUCUUCCUGGGCGCCGACGUGACGCACCCGCCGGCCGGCGACAACAAGAAGCCGUCGAUCGCGGCUGUGGUGGGCUCCAUGGACGGCCACCCGUCGCGGUACGCGGCCACCGUCCGCGUCCAGCAGCACAGACAGGAGGUGAUUCAGGAACUGAGCUACAUGGUGCGCGAGCUGCUGGUGCAGUUCUUCAAGUCGACCCGCUUCAAGCCGAACCGCAUUAUCAUGUACCGGGACGGCGUGUCCGAGGGCCAGUUCCAGCUGGUGCUGCAGCACGAGCUCACUGCCAUCCGUGAGGCGUGCAUGAAGCUGGAGCUCGACUACAAGCCGGGCAUCACGUUCAUCGUGGUGCAGAAGCGCCACCACACGCGCCUCUUCUGCUCCGACAAGAAGGAGCAGAGCGGCAAGAGCGGCAACAUCCCGGCCGGCACCACUGUGGACUCUCAUAUCACCCAUCCGACAGAGUUCGACUUCUAUCUCUGCUCCCACCAGGGCAUCCAGGGCACCUCUCGUCCGAGCCACUACCACGUGCUGUGGGACGACAACCGGUUCGACAGCGACGAGCUGCAGCAGCUGACCUACCAGCUGUGCCACACGUAUGUGCGCUGCACGCGCUCGGUCAGCAUCCCGGCGCCGGCCUACUACGCCCACCUGGUGGCUUUCCGGGCGCGCUACCACCUGGUGGAGAAGGAGCACGACAGCGACCCGACGUACCACUCGUCGUGCUCUGGCGAGGGCUCUCACCUGUCCGGCAACUCCGACGACCGCACGCCGUCUGCGAUGGCGCGCGCCGUCACCGUCCACCAGGACACCAACCAGGUCAUGUACUUCGCCUGAGCGCGCCGCCGCCGUCCGUCGCCGCGUCUGCGAGUGAGCGCGCGCCGGCGCCGCGCCGACAGAGGCGCCAUUCCCGGCGGCGGCCGGCGCGGCCGUCCCGCCGGCGGCGCGCGGGUGUGCGAGUGUGCCGAGUGCGAGCCCGCGUCCGCGCAGGACGGCGAGCCGGGUCGGCUCCGGUCCGGUCUGGCCCAGGGGGUGGUGUGUUUCGUCGCGACGCGCGCGUCCGUUCUCCGGUUUCCGUCCCCCGUUUCCGCGUCGCUCAGAUCUGUCUUCCGGGUCUCUGAGAGCUCUGCCUGGGUUCGGCAGUGUCCAUCCGAGCUCUUAAUCACUCCUCAGCGUAGCACAGGCACAUAGUCCACAAACAACGUCCCAUGCCAUUUUUCCUCGUCCGUGCGCGAGGGCGUCUGAUAAAUUCACCUUGCACCUCCCUGCCAACUCAUCACGCCACAUUCACCCAGCCACAGUUACCGUUCACCGGAGGGCCGUUUCGGCCGUGACCGGCCCGUGACCUUUCUGCCUCGCGGCGGGCGGCGCCGGUGCCGGGGGCCGGCCCGAGUCGGGCGCACGGACUGGGACCGCACACCACACCAUGGCCUGAGAUGGGAAGUGUACGCUCUUACUGCCAACGUCCGGCGCCCGGCCUGGACUGGUCCCGCGGCGCCGGCGGCACCAUGCGCGCGUCCGCCGCGGGCGGGCGACGGCCGGCCGAAAUUGACAGCUCUCAUCACAUCAGUGGACAGGCUAGGUUAGGUAUGUCCUGCCUUAGUGCUUGAUUCACGAACUCUCACAAUGUGCUCCCGGGCGCGCCACCGCCGUGGCUGGCGCGUUUUUUCCUGCCCUCCCUCACAGCCCGCGCAUAAAGCCAAGGAUAAGGAGUGUCUGUACCUGCCUGGCGGACUGCUCCGCCGUUACGCGCAACCAUAAGCGUGUCGCUCCGCAGCUCCGGAGCUGACACCGGCCACGGCCUUGUUGUCUAUCAUCAUCAGUUCUAUUUAUGGCAAACCAAAGACUGCCGGCUCGCCAUUUUACCGCGGGCACUGUCAGACUUUUUUGCUUUUUUAGAGGGGAAAAUAGUGGGUGUUUUAAUACGACCUAUGUACAAGGUUCUUCGCCUAAUAGUGGUGUGGUUUUCGCCGCGGGCGCGCCUCGCUCGUUCGCGCUGUCUCUUCCUUUGGUAGUGUGUAUUAACGGUAGUGUUUCGGUAGACCGUCCAGUGGGCCGGCCAGUCUGCCCUGCGGCGGGCCGGCCAGAGCAGCCUCGACGGUAGGGUGUGUGCUGGAGGCCGUCCGACAAGCCAAGUAGACGAGACGAGACUACCGUAGGUCGUGCUCCGGGGUCGGCUGGUGUAUGUGUGUAUACGAGUGUGUGCGCGUGUGGGCAGCGGCGGCGUUGUGAGCGGUGCCCGGUGCCGCAGACAUAUCUGAGCGGUGGGGAUCUCAGCCGGUCGGCCGGCAGUGGCCGGGCCGACAGUUGGACAGCUCAAUACAUCUCACCCUGCCCGCCGACA
This is a messenger RNA of Amphibalanus amphitrite, 4528 nucleotides long. RefSeq names its product protein argonaute-2-like. Gene Ontology annotation, molecular function: protein binding; RNA binding. The record is from RefSeq and is a predicted model, not a curated record. The transcript has 13 exons. Bases 151 to 3021 code for a protein of 956 amino acids. Lineage: Eukaryota; Metazoa; Arthropoda; Thecostraca; Balanomorpha; Balanidae.